Messenger RNA from Paramecium sonneborni, 582 nucleotides. NCBI's taxonomy places the organism in Eukaryota, Ciliophora, Oligohymenophorea, Peniculida, Parameciidae. The record is from the annotation of a GenBank genome assembly.
AUGUAACAUCCUAGAUCAACUUCAGCUCAUUAUAAUACUUGUAAUUCUUAGUACGGAAAUGGAUGGUUAUUACAUGAAGGGAAACAACAAAUCAAAUUAAAUGAAACACCAGUACCUACUUAUGCAGAAAUUGUUAGAAGUAUGCAAGUAUUUACAAAUACUAUUUUUAUGAAGGAUUUUAGAAGAGCUGAAAAACUAAUUAAGAAUAAAUUAGUAGCUCAAUAAUUUGGUUUAGAGGGUUAAUCAUAAGAGAUAGAAAAAGAGAGAUAAAGAAGAAAAAUUGAUAAUAAGGUACCACCAAAACCUUUUCCAGUUAAAGAAAGCGAAUAUAAAAAACCUGAUUAAGGAAUUAAUGUUGGUAUAUUAAUCUUUUUUUAUUUUUUUAUGAUAGGAUUACCUAUUUAUGAAACUUCAAAUAUGCUAUAUGGACAAUUAAACCCAACAAAAUUUGAAUUAAUUGAAAAAUUUUAUCCAAGAGAUGCUAAAUUUUCUUAAGGAUUCCUUGGACAUACCUAUAAAUUUGAUGGACUUAAUACUAGUGUUGCAUUCUCAAAAACUCAUAAAGCAUUAGAUGAAUACUGA